UGCAGUUACGCGCAGGCGCGGUGGGCGGGUUGAAGCGCGUGCGCGCGCUCCGUCAUGGCGACCGCGGCCCGCAAGUACUCGGUGUUGCUGCCCACCUACAACGAGCGCGAGAAUCUUCCCCUGGUGGUGUGGCUGCUGGUGAAGAGCUUCGAGGAGAGUGGGAAUGAGUUCGAAAUUGUAAUUAUAGAUGAUGGAAGCCCAGAUGGGACGCAGGAAGUUGCUGACCAGUUAAUAAAAAUUUAUGGAUCAGACAAAAUUCUGUUGAGACCCAGAGCAAAGAAACUUGGAUUGGGAACUGCUUACAUUCAUGGAAUGAAACAUGCCACAGGAAACUUCAUUAUUAUUAUGGAUGCUGAUCUCUCACACCAUCCCAAAUUCAUUCCAGAGUUUAUCAAAAAACAGAAAGAAGGAAAUUUUGAUAUUGUGUCUGGGACUCGAUAUAAAGGAAAUGGAGGUGUGCAUGGAUGGGAUCUAAAACGAAAAUUGAUCAGCCGAGGUGCCAACUUUUUAACUCAAGUUCUAUUACGGCCAGGUGCAUCAGACUUAACAGGAAGCUUCAGGUUAUAUAGAAAAGAGGUUCUACAAAAACUGAUGGAGAAAUGUGUUUCAAAAGGAUACGUUUUCCAAAUGGAAAUGAUUGUCCGGGCCAGACAAUUGGGUUAUUCUAUUGGAGAGGUUCCUAUAUCAUUUGUGGAUCGAGUCUACGGAGAAUCUAAGCUAGGAGGCAAUGAAAUAGUUUCUUUUCUGAAAGGAUUGUUGACUCUAUUUGCCACUACAUAAUAAAGAGAUUCAGUACUGUGCCAGUAUUUCUAUAGUUUGACUGAAUACUUUAUAUUGGACUGUGACAGAAAUUCACUAUGGCUUUAGAGAACAAAAUUUAAAGGUCUCUUCUAUUUGAGGUUAUGGCAGCACUGAAAAAAGUUACUUAUGUCACACUUAUGAUGUCAGAGCAGUCACAUGUUCAAAAUUUGGAUACUUGAUAAUUGGCAUGUAUUUACGACAAUACCAGCCUGGGGUCACAUGAUCGACUUUGGGAUCUGCCCAACUGACUUCUGACAAGCAACGUUAAUGGGGAAGCCAGAUUUGUUUUAACAACCACAUGAUUCACGUAAGGACCAAAUUGGGAAUAACACUCUUUAACAACUGCCUCACUUAGCAGCAGGAGUUCUUAGCCCAACUUUGGUUGUAAAUUGGGGGGUACCUGUACUUGAUAUCUGAGAAUGUAAAAGCUAAAGUUUUAACUUUCUUCACCACUUUUAAUUUUUACAAAGUGUUUGCAUUUUAAAUGAACUACAGGUAAUUAUCUGGAAAUAAUAAUAUAUGGAUUUCUGGAAAGAUACAUUUACAUAUUGCAGGUCAUGAAGCAAUGAAUAGGACUAGUACAAUGAUACCUUUCUGACUGUACAUUUGCAUACACUACAUUCAGAAAAUGAUAUUAACACAUUCCAACUGCAGACUGGGGGGGGGAAUCAAAAUUUACAUUCAAUCUUUAGUUGUAAUUAUUAUGGAAUAUAGUUUUGUGCUUAGGCACUAUUUGCAAUUCAAAUGAAUAAAUAAAAUAUAAAUCCUUAUUACAAAUAUCACUUUUGGGGGAAGGGGUUUUCAGUCAUUAGUUUUAAUUUUUUUUAAAUAUUCUACUCAUUCUGUAAAAACUGGAGGGAAAAACAAGUAAAAGAAGUACCUAAAUGAUUGAAGUACCACAUCUUUCAUAUGCAAAAAAGAGAGAAUAGUGGGAUUUUUUAUUUUACAAAAUGAAAUGGACAAUCUAAAUCUAUAAAAUUAUGCAUAGUGCAAAGAAGGAAAUACCUCUCUGUUAGAAGUUAGGAUCAUCAAUGAAAUCAUGACAAGUCAUGAUAAAAUUGCUUGUGAUAAAACUUUAUUCCUGUAAUGUGAUCUUUAAAAAUAUUUCAAAUGUAUGUACGUGUACGUACAGCUAAUUAUAAAAUAUGUUAUCUAAUUGGAACCAUAUUUUGAGGCCAUAUCUUUCUAAAUGCUCAUUACUAGGAGACUGAUUCGUGUGUGUGUAUAAUAGUUUUCAUACUAUUUCAAAUGGUUCAGAUACUUACUAUGAUAAACUAAAUUGUCUUGUUCAGAAAGUUUGAAUUUUAAAUGGUAACUUUCUCAUAGAAGUAAAUUAUGUUCUUUAAACCUCUGCUUUUCCAUUUAGUCCUGGUUGUCUUUACGUUCUCAAAUUUCCUUGUACUGUUUAUGCCAGUUUUUCCCUUUUGUAAAAUAUAGGUAAUUUAUUUGAUAACAUUAAUUCUGAAUAAAUUAAUUAUGAAAGACA
Molecule: messenger RNA, 2287 nt
Organism: Pantherophis guttatus
Lineage: Eukaryota; Metazoa; Chordata; Lepidosauria; Squamata; Colubridae
Gene: DPM1
Product: dolichyl-phosphate mannosyltransferase subunit 1, catalytic
Biological process (GO): GPI anchor biosynthetic process; dolichol-linked oligosaccharide biosynthetic process; protein O-linked glycosylation via mannose
Cellular component (GO): endoplasmic reticulum membrane
Molecular function (GO): dolichyl-phosphate beta-D-mannosyltransferase activity
Source: RefSeq, a predicted model, not a curated record